AGGGGGCGGGGAAAAAAGGACAGCCUCAGCUCGUGAGCUCUGACGGAAGCAGCGGCCAAGUCGCUUGAAGGCGCAUGCGUCCUUUCUUCUACGGGCCGGGCGAUUCUGCCCCAUCCGUCAUUUCCUGCAAGAGCAGUAGAGCGGUACUCACGGGAAGGUUCUAGAGCGGCAGGCAGGAACAAGGCCGAGGCCGAUGAUGUCGGAAAAGAAGCAGCCGGUAGAUUUGGGGCUUCUGGAAGAGGACGACGAGUUCGAGGAGUUUCCUGCCGAAGAUUGGGCUGGUUUAGAUGAAGAUGAAGAUGCACAUGUGUGGGAGGACAACUGGGAUGAUGACAAUGUUGAGGAUGACUUCUCCAAUCAGCUAAGAGCUGAAUUAGAAAAACACGGCUACAAGAUGGAAACGUCAUAGCCUCCACUGAUAAGGUCAUUUGAGAUUGGACUGUAAACUGAAUACAGAGGUGUAUGGAAUGCGAGAUGGAAGAUCAGGCACUGGACUGUCUAUUGUUACUUAAAAUUUUGUUUUGUAUAAAUAAAAAAAUUGAAUCCA
Molecule: messenger RNA, 547 nt
Organism: Heteronotia binoei (common prickly gecko)
Lineage: Eukaryota; Metazoa; Chordata; Lepidosauria; Squamata; Gekkonidae
Gene: SEM1
Product: SEM1 26S proteasome subunit
Exons: 3
Coding region: 194-409 (71 amino acids)
Biological process (GO): double-strand break repair via homologous recombination; proteasome assembly; mRNA export from nucleus
Cellular component (GO): proteasome complex; proteasome regulatory particle, lid subcomplex
Source: RefSeq, a predicted model, not a curated record